Messenger RNA from Prunus armeniaca (apricot), 2046 nucleotides. Lineage: Eukaryota; Viridiplantae; Streptophyta; Magnoliopsida; Rosales; Rosaceae. The record is from the annotation of a GenBank genome assembly.
AUGGAGACAGAAAAGGGUAUGUCAUUGCAGGUUAUAUAUCUUGUUGGUUUAACUUUCAUGUUUUAUUUAUCACUUGCUGUUGCACAAGAGGAGCAAAACAACCUGCAAACAUAUAUCGUUUGGGUUGAAAAGCCGGUGUCCCAGAAUUCUUUUGCACAAUCUCAUGAAGAACUGGAGAGUUGGUAUCAGUCAUUUUUGCCUGAAACCAGUGAAAACUCAAAUCAGCUGAUGAAGCAAAGAAUGGUUCAUACAUACCGUAAUGUGGCCAUAGGGUUUGCAGCAAAACUGAUGCCAGAGGAAGUAAAGGCAAUGGAAAAGAAAGAAGGGUUUGUGUCAGCUCAUCCCGAGAGAAUUCUGCCUUUGCAGACUACUCAUAGUCCUGACUUCUUGGGUUUACACCAAGGGUCGGGACUAUGGGAACAAACAAACUAUGGUGAAGGUGUGAUCAUUGGAGUUUUGGAUACUGGUGUUGCACCAUAUCAUCCUUCAUUUAGUGAUGAAGGAGCUCAAGCAAAGGGAAACCUACAGGGAGCGCUCCAUUUGACCAAGAUGGCCAUGGCACCCACACUUCUAGCCGCUGGAAAUUUUGUGGAAGGCGCAAACGCAUUUGGAGUGGCGAAUGGCACAGCUCUUGGCAUGGCGCCUUAUGCUCACUUGGCCAUUUGCAGAGUCUGCGACUUUGAUUGUGCUGAAGGUGACAUUUUGGCGGCAAUGGAUGCUGCUGUUGAAGAUGGCGUGGACGUGCUCUCCCUCUCACUUGGCGCUGGAAACUCUGGUCCUUACCAUGGUUCUUUAUCAAAUGAGGCCCCAUGGAUUCUCACUGUUGGAGCAAGCACCACAGACAGAAUAUUAAACUUAACCUCAACACCUACAUCCACAAUCUUGUUCAAUGGCGCCACAUCAGAUCCACUCGCUCCAAAGGUCGCUACCUUUUCAUCAAGAGGACCAAAUACAGCAAGCCCUGGAAUUCUGAAACCUGAUAUCAUUGGACCCGGUGUUGACAUCCUAGCUGCAUGGCCUGUUUCUGUGGACAAUGCCACAAAGUCUAAUGCAACAUUCAACAUAAUUUCGGGUACUUCAAUGUCAACUCCUCACUUAAGUGGCAUUGCAGCCUUGCUCAAGAGCUCUCACCCUGACUGGUCACCAGCUGCAAUCAAAUCUGCCAUCAUGACAAGCGCCAAUGUACUGAACCUUGCAGGGUUGCCCAUUGUUGAUCAAAGACUUAAUCAGGCAGACGUAUUUGCAAUUGGUGCAGGCCAUGUUAACCCUACAAAAGCAAAUGACCCGGGGCUCAUCUACGACACACAACCUAUGGAUUACAUUCCUUACUUGUGUGGUUUGAAUUACACAGAAAAAGAGAUACAGAUCAUCACCCAACAAAAAGUGAACUGCUCUCAAGUCGGGGACCGUGAGGAAUGUUGGCCCGAGGUGAACCAGAAGAUUACGUUCCAUGUUGAGUUUAUAGCAGAAGAUGGUGCUGGGAAGGAUGGUGUAGCCUUUGGUCAGGGAUAUUUGAGAUGGGUUUCUGAUAAGCAUAAUGUUACUAGCCCAAUAGGUGUGAUCUUUGACUCUAAGUUUGCAAUGUCGGAGAUUUCAACGACAUCAAGUGGGAUGAGUUGGUACUGCGCCUGUGGGACGAAGAUAAUUCAUCGGUACUGCGCCUGUGGGACGAAGAUAAUUCGUCGGACUUCGUGGACAGAUUUGAACCCAGGAAAAAGGUUCGAUGCUUGUGAUAAAAAUUGGAAUAUCAAAAGAGGUAUGCAUUAUUUCGAGUGUGUGGAUAAUGAAACUUUUCCAAGAGGAAAACAAAUGGUCCCUGGUUUGCUUAGAAGACUUAGAGCAAUGGAGGAGGAAAGUAGAGCAAAGGAAGAAAAAUUGAGAGCUGUGGAAGCAGAAAAGAAAGAAUUGCAACAGAAAUUGAAAGAAAUGGUUCAGGAAAAAAAGGUUUUGGAAUGGGGUCAUGGGCAAAGACAAUUGAUAAUGUGGGUUUCCUUGAUUUUGUCUUCGGGUUUGUUUAUAACAUUUCUGAUGAGUGGGAAGUUGUAA